Aspergillus melleus is the source of this 1503-nucleotide messenger RNA. Its product is annotated as Zn(II)2Cys6 transcription factor. Gene Ontology annotation, cellular component: nucleus. Gene Ontology annotation, biological process: positive regulation of transcription by RNA polymerase II. Bases 1 to 1503 code for a protein of 500 amino acids. The record is from RefSeq and is a predicted model, not a curated record. Gene Ontology annotation, molecular function: zinc ion binding; transcription cis-regulatory region binding; DNA-binding transcription factor activity, RNA polymerase II-specific. Lineage: Eukaryota; Fungi; Ascomycota; Eurotiomycetes; Eurotiales; Aspergillaceae. The transcript has 3 exons.
AUGUCUCGAUCGUUCACCGGCUGCAAACGAUGUAAAGCUCGCCGACAGAAAUGUGACGAACAACGACCGAUUUGCGGCCGAUGCAAGACGGCCGGCACGCAGUGUGGGUAUGCGAUGCAGCUGCAAUGGGGAGGAAGAGCCUUUUCGCGAUCAAGGUUCGGCGCCUGCGUGGGGACUGGGGGGAUGCAGAAGUUCGAAUACUCCCCCGGAGAAUUUAUCUACACCACGAAUGCCACCUCCCCCACCGCCGCCGUUGAAACGUUUCCCCUCGUGCAACCCGUCGAUCCGUUCUCCUCGCUCUCAUCGGACAAGAAGGCCCUACUCCACCAUUUUCUCAACGAUGCGUCGCAGAUCACGGCCUGCCAUUCCGGCAUGCAGCGCGAUAUCUGCAAGAUGCUGGUCCCCAUGGCCCUGCAGACCCCGUCGCUACUGUAUGCGACGAUGGCGCUGUCCGCGAUCCACCUACAGGCCUUGUACAAUCAAUCAGAGAACGUCAAGUCGGCGCCGGAUAUCGCCCACCUGAUGGCUCUCAGCCUGGAGCAUUUUCGCAAGGAACUGCAGAAUCCGCAAACGAGGGGCUCGGAUGCGCUGCUGGCCACCGCUCGAACGCUCUGUCUCGCUGAGGUGCACUCGGGCGCUAUCCAUCCGAACUCGUGGCGCGCUCACAUCGAAGGUGCCAGGGCUUUGAUGGCCGCUGCCGAUAACCGAGGAAGAGGAGUGUCGCCUGGCUCAUCGGACGGGUUCCGCAGAUACCUCGACCGGUGGUAUCGAUCGAUCGUGUCGCUGACGGCCUUAACGGGGAACGGGCCGCCGGUCGAAGUCAAAGAAGAGGUUGUGUCCGACAAUCGACAUAUCGAUGCGUCCGAAUCUCCGGACUACCUCGACGACUACUGGGGCUUCACGGUCAACCUGGCGGCGAUCUUCCGGCAGAUCGGGGCAGCAGCCUGGCGACAUCACCCGAGCCACGCGACUCAGGACGGCGGCGACGACGAAAUCACAGUUCUCCACGAAGCGGAGACGCUCGAGUCCUCGCUGCGACGACUCAUGGACCGGGGGGCCGGUUCCAUCCCCACGUUCUACCCAGGGGUCGUCGAAGGCCUAUCCGCCACAUGCAUCCAACAAUCCAUCCUCUGCAACGAAGCCUUCCAGCACGGCGCGCUCAUCCAGAUCCACCGCCGUCUGCGACGGACGCCCGCGUCAGCCCCAGAGGUGCAGGCAUCCGUGAGGCGGAUUCUCGACUGCACGACGCAGAUCGGGCCGUCGUCGGGACUGAGUCCGUGGGUGUUGCUCACGACGCCGUUGUUCAUCGCAGGCUGCGAAGCGCAGGGCGAGGACCGCGCGCAAGUCCGGCAGCUGCUGUCUGCGCUGCACGAUACGAUCCGCGUGCCGAACGUGUUGCAGUCGUUGAAGUUUCUGGAGCAGUAUUGGGGGAAUCAGCUUGAUGAGAGCGAGAGUUGGAAUCAAUUUUUAGAUCGAAUGAGGUUCGAUUUUAUUCCAUAUUGA